This is a messenger RNA of Microcebus murinus (gray mouse lemur), 2468 nucleotides long. The record is from RefSeq and is a predicted model, not a curated record. NCBI's taxonomy places the organism in Eukaryota, Metazoa, Chordata, Mammalia, Primates, Cheirogaleidae.
UUUGUUUCUGUCAUGUUCUACUGGUUACAAAGCAGCCCUUCUGUGUGGGAGGAUCAACCUAAAGGCAGGAACACCGAUAGACGCGGGUCCCUGGGGGCCGUUCUGAAGGCUGGCUACUAUGGAAGGUCUGACAGUAAAAACUUGGAUGAGGGAGAGAGUAUCCUCACAUCCAUCCUUGUGUGGUAACCAUUGUCUGCAUCACUAUAGGAGAGUUGAAUCCCAGUAGGGAUUUAUCCCAGUAGGUGGCAGCACUUGUCCACAUCCUGCCCUUCACUCAAGCAUGUAUAGACUGCCUACUUUGUGACAGAUCCUACAGGCUGGAUACUCAAAGACCAAAAAGACAUGUUCCUGCCCAUGCAGAGUUUACAGCUGAGUGAAUCAACUCUUGCAGUGGACUCUGAGUUCAAGGCGCAAGGUGGAGAACACGUCGGCUUCAAAAGCAGAAGGAAGCAAAGGUUGUUCCUCAGCUGUGGCUACAUCUUCUGCUUGAGAUGCAUGCAAAGACGAUCCCAGUCCUCUGGGGAUGUUUCUUCCUGUGGAAUCUCGGCAUCUCAUCCUCUCAGACCACUUACCCUGGAAUCAAGGCAAGGGCUACCCAGCGGGCCCUGGACUAUGCUGUUCAAGCUGGGAUGGAGAUGAUUGAACAAAUGGUCAAGGAAAGGAACAUCCCAAAUAUAAAUGGUUCUGAGUCUCUUGAAUUUCUAAAGGUUGAUUAUGUGAACUACAAUUUUUCAAACAUAAAAAUCAAUGCCUUUUCAUUUCCAAAUACUUCAUUAGCCUUUGUGCCCGGAGUGGGAAUCAAAGCGCUGACCAACCAUGGCACUGCCAACAUCAGCACGAAUUGGGAAAUCAAGUCUCCACUCUUAUGCGGAGGAGCUGAUCUCUUUCUCUCGGCGAUCUACUUUACUGGAUUGUUAUCCUGACCCGAGAUGUCCUCUGGUCACAACCUGAAGCUCCAGGACUGCUGAUGCCCAGUGAGCCACGCCCACGUCUCAUUUUCUGGAGAGCUCAGUGUCCUAUACAACUCCUUUGCUGAGCCCAUGGAAAAACCUAUUUUAAAGAACAUAAAUGAAAUGCUCUGUCCCAUUAUCACAGGUGAGGUUGAAGCUCUAAACGCCAAUCUGAGCGCACUGGAAGUUUUAACCAAGAUUGACAACUAUACUCUGCUGGAUUAUUCCCUAAUCGAUUCUCCAGAAGUUACUGAAAACUACCUUGACCUGAAUUUGAAGGGCGUGUUCUACCCGCUGGAAAACCUCGCCGACCCCCCCUUCUCACCAGUUCCUUUCGUGCUCCCAGAAGGCAGCGACUCCAUGCUCUACAUUGGAAUCUCCGAGUAUUUCUUUAAAUCUGCGUCCUUUGCUUACUUCUCAGCUGGGGCUUUCAACGUCACCCUCUCCACCAAAGAGAUUUCCAACUACUUCGUUCAAAACUCUCAAGGCUUUGGCAACGUCCUCUCCCGGCUCGCGGAGAUAUACAUCCUGUCCCAGCCCUUCAUGGUGCAGAUCAUGGCCACGGAGCCCCCCGUGAUCAGCUUGCGGCCGGGCAACUUCACCCUGGACAUCCCUGCCUCCAUCAUCAUGCUCACUCAGCCCAGGAACUCCACGGUGGAAACCAUCGUUUCCAUGGACUUUGUUGCUAGUACCAGUGUUGGCCUAGUUAUUUUGGGACAAAGACUCAUCUGCUCCUUGUCUCUGAACAGAUUCCGCCUCUCUUUGCCAGAGCCCAAUCGCAGCAAUAUUGAGGUCUUGAAAUUUGAAAAUAUUCUGUCCUCCAUUCUUCACUUUGGAGUCCUCCCGCUGGCCAAUGCAAAAUUGCAGCAAGGAUUCCCUCUGCCCAACCCACACAAAAUCUCACUUGUCAAUUCAGAUAUUGAAGUUCUUGAGGGUUUCCUUUUGAUUUCCACCGACCUGAAGUAUGAAACAUCCUCAAAGCGGCAGCCAAGCUUCCAUGGUUGGGAAGGUCUGAACCUGAUAAGCAGACAGUGGAGGGGGAAGCCAGCCCCUUGAUUUCCAUUUGCACUGUACCUGGGGAAUACAUGGCCCUUAAUCCCACAGCUACUGUGAACCCAGAGAGGGAAGACAGCACACACUGCGAUUUUAAAGCCCUUGUGAAUUGCUUAAGCAGAAAGUUUUCCUUCUCAAGCCUUCAGGGACCUGGAACGUGGCAAGCUGUGUUAAUGGGCUGAAUAGAGGUGUUUGAAUGUGAGUGUAUGCAUGCGUGUGUGCCUGUGUUUAUAUGUGUUUGUUUGGGACAAAAAAGAUUCUGAGACCAGAGCUAGGCGUGUACUUCUGACCAGGUGGGUAAGAAACUCUCGAGUCCAUAUUUAUAUUGAUUGUAUUUGUAUUGGGGCAGAUCCCUCUAGCUCUCUAGGGCUUUUCCCUUACCUGUAUAUUAAAUAUUAUGUUUUUCUGUUUUUUGUUUCCCAUCCCCACCCCAGAGCCUUCAGAUAAAAUGGAUGUUAUGUUUUA